AUGGCCACCAAGAGCGUCGCAGCAGCCAGCCAUGGCGACCUCAACCGCACCAGCCUAUUCAACCUAAAGGGCCGGGUCGCCCUCGUCACUGGCGGUGGCAGCGGCAUUGGUCUCAUGAUCACCCAGACCCUGGCAGUCAACGGUGCAAAGGUCUACAUCACAGGUCGCACUGCAGAGAAGCUUGACAACGUCGUGGAGACAUACGGCAAGGACAUCGAGGGCGAGAUCAUCCCACUCAAGGGAUUCGACGUCACCAGCAAGGAGCACAUCACCAAGCUGGUCAAGGAGGUCGAGUCCCGCGAGAAGUGCCUGUGCAUCCUGGUCAACAACGCCGGCAUCAGCAGCAACACCGUCACCACCGAGACCGAGACCGCCACGGAGAUGAAGAAGAACCUGUUCGACGCGGAGGGGGUCGACUUCCAGGACUGGACCAGCGCGUACAGCACCAACGUCGCGUCCGUCUACUUCACAUCUGCCGCCUUCCUUCCCCUCCUGCAGAACUCCUCAGACCUCCACGAGGGCUGGUCAGGCACCAUCCUGAACAUCACUUCCAUCUCAGGCAUGAUCCAGAAGGCCCAGCACCACUUCUCCUACAACGCCUCCAAGGGCGCAGCCAUCCACCUCACACGCAUGCUCGCCUCCGAGGUCGCCGCCAACGGCCACAAGGUCCGCAUCAACAGCCUCGCACCGGGCGUCUUCCCGUCCGAGAUGACUGCCGGCGAGUCCGACGAGUACCAGAAGAGCCACAUCCCCAAGAGCAAGUACGACGGCAAGUUCGCGGCCAACCGUCCCGGUCGUGACGUCGACAUGGCGCAGGCAGUGCUGUUUGCGGUCACGAACCAGUACCUCAAUGGCCAGAAUUUUGCCGUUGAUGGUGGUUACACUCUCGCCGCUGGACUUUGA
Molecule: messenger RNA, 903 nt
Organism: Diaporthe amygdali
Lineage: Eukaryota; Fungi; Ascomycota; Sordariomycetes; Diaporthales; Diaporthaceae
Product: nad h-dependent oxidoreductase
Exons: 3
Coding region: 1-903 (300 amino acids)
Molecular function (GO): oxidoreductase activity
Source: RefSeq, a predicted model, not a curated record